Coturnix japonica (Japanese quail) is the source of this 4350-nucleotide messenger RNA. RefSeq names its product transmembrane emp24 domain-containing protein 11-like. The record is from RefSeq and is a predicted model, not a curated record. Lineage: Eukaryota; Metazoa; Chordata; Aves; Galliformes; Phasianidae.
CAGUUUUCUAUCUUCUUUAGAUAUUAAUUUUUCCUUAUUUAGUGUUUUCUGUUGAACUUACUUACUGCACAGUUAAACAAUUAUCUCCACCUAAGAAUACAGAAACACUUACUGAAAUAUGCUCUGAGGACAGAAACUAAAUCCAAAUAGACACAUCAGCUGCCUAUAGACUAAACUCCCACAACAUUUUGCUGAAGUGCUAGGUAUCCUUAGUGGGAUUUUUCUAGGUGUUCUCUCUAAACACUGGAGUUUUGCUUCUUUGCACAUCCAGAAAAAAUACAUAAGACCAGCAGAAAAUAUCUGCAUCUAAUUCUCUAUAUAAAUGGAGGAUUUCAGCCUUAAAGGGGAUGAUUCAGUACUACAUUUUCUCAAACCCCUGAUGCCAAGUUUUCUGGGGAGUAGAGUAGAAAAGGAAGUAAAUAUGUAAAAAGACAACACAUUUCAGUGAACUCCUGUCAGAAUUACUGGGCAUGGGAACACUUUUUGAUGAGACUGGAUACAAUGAGUUCUAUUGAAGAAUGUUCUCAUGAUAGAACACAUUUCUCAUAACAUAUUUUUAUUAAACUGAUUAGUGGGGUAUGUGAUCCCUGCGUGGGAUUGCUUUGUUACUUUUACUUUGAGCACAGCUUCAGAUUUAUCCUAACAGUACUGGGACAGCAAAGAAACACAGAGAAGCUCUUCCUUGCUUUUCCCUUGUGUGCAGUUACUGAUGGCUGGCAGGCAAGACAAUAUGAUCCUACACUCAUAAGAUUUAGGGAAGGAAAUAGGUAAAUUAAUUUCUAGGUUAAACUAAUCUCCCACAUACUGUAGUGUAAAUGCUGUCUGUGGAAGCCUUAGAUGGGCUAUAUAUUCAGUUCUACUGGAUAGUCCAAAAGGACUGGGAUGGCUACUUGGGAGGUGUCAAUGUCCUCUGUAAAAGAUCAGUGUGGGAAUGGGUGGUUUUAGCUUCACUGAGAAACAACUCCAGCAUUCUAACCAUACUGCAUAAGCAAAGCACAAUCACAGAUACUACUGUGUUCCUAACUGAAGAGUAAGAGGGAAGGUGUAUGCCAGACUUUCUCAUCACAAUGAAGACUGUCCCCAGAAUAACAAAAUGGGUGUGAACAAAAGACAUGAGAACACCUACUGAUAUUGAAAAAAAAUCAGUUCAGGAUACUGCCAGUACCAGGUAGUUAAUUGGAGUACUAUGGGAACAUUAAACCCAGUCCUGCCUAAUAAAAUAACUCAGCCUACUCUGUGACAGUGUCUAAUGUACUGAGAUAAUAUAACUCUUUAAAUCAGCUGAAUCCUGUUUGAUAGGGAAUGAUGUGUGAAAGAAAUUUUGUCUGGGAUAAUUUAUAGGUACUCUAAAUGACUGAAAUAAAAAGGUCUCCACAUGCUGCACAGUGCCUGGUCACCUGGAGACUGAUUUAUCCUUGUAUGAUUGAAGUCCAGCAGCCCUACUAUGAUAGCAUAUGCUAGCCUGAAGUAUGGAAGUGUCUAUCCUAACUGUGUUUGGAUAGAUUCAAAGAUCAAAUGAUGUCCUAUUGUACAUCUUGCUUCUGUUCUGGCACUGGAACAUGUUUUUCUAGAGAUCUGAAGUCAAUAAAAUGGUGCUUGCAUCAGUAGUUUGCAAUCUGAAGCCAAACACGUUAUUUUAGCAGGUGCAAAAAGGCAUGAGAAUGUAUGCAGGUGCAUGUCAGUCAAGAACUCCCUGUUCUGGAGAGUCCAGUCGGAUUCAAGGCAAUCUGUUCUGAUUUGUUCUGGAUCUGUCAGAACAGAAUUUCCAUCAGAAAUUUGUUCUGAUAGGUAAAUGCUAAAAUAGUAAUGAAGUCCCAACUUCACCCUCGAACCUCUUCAGGAUUCGACGGCCAUGAGAUGUGAUUUGUAUAUCAGGAGUGCAUCAGGAGCACAGGGAUCUUCUGAAUGGGAAACUGAAUUCAAAACUCAUUCCUCCCUACUGGAAACAGUUACUGUGGUAACAUAAAGAUGGGUACUCUGUGCUGUGAAAUGACCAAAUAUUCCCUCACUUUGAGUAAUAACUGAGUUUGUCAUCAGCCAUAUAGAUCGUUUAGUUUGUAGUAGUACAAAGGGUAAUAAUAAAAAUCUAAAUCAUUAUUUAAUUUACAAUACAUUUUUUCCUCAGAGACUUUAUUAUGCAGGAUCAAAGAAAAAAACACUUAUGUAAAUAAUCUUAUUUAGAUAACAUGUUUUUUUUUUGUUUUGUUUUGUUUUGUUUUUUUUCUUUUAUACCAUAAUCAUUACUGUUUCAAAUUCAUUUUUUGUUCAACUUCUUUACUUUCUUCAUAUUUCUUUCAGGCUUUUUAUGUAGCCCCUCUGAUUUAUGUACAGAUAUAUGCAACAAUGAUUUAGGUUGCAAAUUACAAGAUUUCUAAAGAACAGAGGAGUGAAAUUAUAUAACACAUUGUUGCUGUAGAGGAAUUGGAAGUAUAAGUUGUUAAUAAGUUCAAUUUACACUGAGCAUUUUAUGGAUAGCCAAUAUGGUUGCUAAUAGAGAUCCAGUCUCAAGUACUUGAGAGAUGCUUCCAAGUUUCAUACUACUAACUCUAUGUGUAUAAAAUAAAAUGUUAAUCUAGAUGCUGGGAAAUAAUAAAGAUUUUACAAGUUUUUUUGUUAUCUCAUUCUACAGAACACACUGCAGUUAGUUAUAAAUGUGUAACCUCCAGCUGCAUUUUCUCACAGUUUUUUCUCUCUUUCAAACACUGAUAAGCAGCAAAUGAGGAAAAACCACAGGACUACAUAGUUCUGCAGUUAUCUUCCAAAGCAGUACAACUGGGAUACAUAAAAAUAAUGAAAAGCCAAUUAAUCGGAUUUCUUAUGAGCUUCUGGAUUUCUUUUUCACUUGCUUUGUAUUUUCAUAGUGGAGAAAGAGAAGAGAAAUGUGUAAUUGAAGAUAUUCCCAGCGACACAUUGGUAACUGGGAAUUACAAAGUACAGAAGUGGGAUAUACAUAUACGAGACUUUCUUGACUCUGCUCCUGGUUUAGGAAUGUUUGUGACUGUUACAAGUCCUACUUCAGAGGUAAUUCUGAAAAAACUUUAUGGGCCAACAGCAACAUUUUCAUUUACAUCCUAUCUAUCUGGGGAGCAUGUUAUCUGUUUACAAUCAAACUCAACAAAACUCGUGGCAUUUGCAGGAAGUAAACUGCGUAUCCAUUUGGACAUUAGAAUUGGAGAACAUUUUCUAGAUGAAGCUGCUGUUCAAGCCAAAGACAAAGUGAAUGAAGUUCAGGUUAGAGUAGAACAUCUUCUUGAGCAAAUUCAUCACAUAUCCAGAGAACAAAACUAUGAAAGGGAACGUGAAGAAAAAUUUCGGAAGACAAGUGAACAAACCAACAGCAAUAUUUUGUGGUGGGCUGUUGUACAGACAAUAAUUCUUGUCUCCAUUGGAAUCUGGCAGAUCAAAUCUCUCAGAGACUUCUUUAUUGCUAAGAAGCUUGUUUAAGUCUUACGAAGAUUCAAAAUUUCCUUGCUACCUAACGCCUAAAAUCCCAAUAAACCCUGUUAUCUAUGAGAAAAUACACUAAAAAACUCUAAGCUUGACUCAACUUCUACUACAGUUCUUACUAUAACUCUCUUUUCCCCAUUUACUUGUGCCUGGCCUUUCCCUACAUUUUAAUCCUUGAAUCCCAUAGACUAAAUUAUAGGUUUCUUGGAAAACACUGAAUUUUUGCCUAUACAUUUUCUUCUAAGGUUUCCUUACACUAAAUUCUUCAGUCUGAUGCUGUAUUGAUGUUUGUUAAAUGUUGAUUACUCAGUAACUGUAACAUGACUGUCUAAUGAACUCGGUGGUAUUACCAUUUCACUUCUGACAGUUCAGUUGAAUAUUUCUGUUUGCUUCAGUUCAGCUUGUUUCUGUACAACCACCUGAGUAACUCCAGUAUCAUGCAGCCAUGAGUCAAAAGCUGUGGUUUAAAAUUCAAAUCAUUAGCUUCACAAAGCAGCAUUAGUGUAAGAACAGGAUAAGAUAGCAUGAUCCACCUCCCCACCUGGUUAAUGUGUAAAGAGACAAUCUUUAAGAAGGCUUUCUGCAGAGCACUCUGAGAGAAGGGAGCUGCAUUUUGUCUUCCUGCUCUUUUUCAAUUCCUUUUCUAGUCAAAAAGCUGCAAGCUGAGAUACCUCUUGAGAAAUUACUGCUCUAAAGGCAGUGCCUUCUUUCUUUUUCCUAUAUUCCUUCUCACCUUUUGUUUUCAUUAGCAAGGAAUGACCUUGUCCUUUAAGUAGGUUUACUUUCAUAGUAUGAAACUGCAUGUGAGAAUCUCUAUAGUUACAAAUUAGAGGCAAAAAACAAUGCUCUAAAGAAAAAAACAAUUAAAAUAAAAUCUUAUAAUAAAAUCUUUAUAAAAUCUUA